AUGUCCGCCAUCCUCUCCCUAGUAGGCUGGUCCUUCCUCCCAGGCCUCGCAUCAUCCUGGAUCCAAACCAUCUACUACGGCAUCACCAUCCGCGCCGGCGACCCCAAGCCCCGACCCGGCACCCCACGACACGAGGAACACCGUCGCCGAAUCCACAUCCUCGUCGUGACAGCCUACCUCCUCUACACCAUCUACGAAGCAGACUACGACCUCCGCCGACGCUCCUCCUACUACACCGACCUCGGCGUGCCCUUCGCCUCCACUGACCGCGAAAUCAAGUCUCGCUUCCGCCGCCUAGCCGCCCUCCACCACCCCGACAAGACGAGCCCCGACUCGGCCGCCCAGUCCGCCAGCUACUUCAUCCACCUGAAGCUCGCGGCAGACACAUUACAAGAUGUCGCCAAGCGGUUCGCAUACGAACGCUUCGGCGACGUCAUCGUCAACUGGGAGAAAUGCAGCACCAUAAAGGACUUUGUCACCCGCGGCGUGCUUUACACCACGCUGCCGCAUUAUGCUGUUGCUGCGGCGAUGAUUUACGUGCUCGGGUUGUUCGGGUAUAUGGAGUUUGGCAAAUUCUACAGGUGGCUCAUCCUCAUGACCCUUUGUCUGUUUGAGGUUCAUACGGUGACGAGGCCCGAGUUUCCGCCGCUUUUGAAUCUAGUCAAUGCUGUUAUGACGCGGCUCACAUUGCGGGAAGCCUAUCUGCCGUUUCAGCUGAUUGAGCUGUUGAGAAAAGUCACGUUGACGGUGUAUAUUGCGCUUUCGCAAAUAGGACCCCUGCUGGUGCAGGAUUCCAAGACGAAAAAGGCAGCGGCGGAGGAUGAUGAAAAGACUCUGCGGGAGAGUCUGGUGCGAUUGGAGACGCUGUCGAAGCAGAUUGACGCCGACGCUGGCCGGCUGAUGGAUAUGGAAGUCGCGCCGUUCAAGGGCGACCCCGGGAGCAUUAGCAACUUGCAGGGCAAGAUGCGGGAGUGGCUUGUACAAAAUACUAUUCGGGCGGAUCCCAUGGUUAGGGAUGCGGUGGGCAGGUCCUUGACAAAGCGAAGGGUAGAUGCUCCAAGCGGAGCUAAGGGGAACAGAUAG
Molecule: messenger RNA, 1083 nt
Organism: Pochonia chlamydosporia 170
Lineage: Eukaryota; Fungi; Ascomycota; Sordariomycetes; Hypocreales; Clavicipitaceae
Product: membrane associated DnaJ chaperone
Exons: 2
Coding region: 1-1083 (360 amino acids)
Cellular component (GO): endoplasmic reticulum
Molecular function (GO): misfolded protein binding; protein-folding chaperone binding
Source: RefSeq, a predicted model, not a curated record